AUGUCUGACCCGCUUGACAAGGACAUCGCCUAUGAGUCUCAGAAUUUUAAGAUCAAUGCUCAGCGUAUUGGACCGCUAUUCCAAGGUGAAUAUCUAGCAAGUGAAGGACCAACGAUGAGCAGUGUGUUUGAUUUUUGGUGUAUGGUUUGGCAGGAAAAGGUCGAGAGGAUUUUAUCGGUGAACUUUCCACAUGAAGAACGCCUAUAUCCAGCGAUAUAUGAUCCUUCCAAAGAAACGAUUCAAUAUUGGCCGAUAGAGAUUGGAAAAACUGUUGCAUACAUGCCAUUUAAAAUCACAUGUAUCGAUACAAGGAUGAUGAUAUCUCCUGGUAUCCGAGCUGUAAAGCCCAAUGAUAUGGUUUAUCGGGUGACACAGUUACGGAUUUCGUACUCCAAUCCUAUCGGAGAUCCCGAGCCGGACAGGGAAAUCGUACACAUGUGCUACUAUCGGUGGCCUGAUGGAUGUUUGCCAAUACCAUGGCCGGUGACUACAGCAUCGUAUGCGGCCACGGCGCUGCGAAUUAUCGAUAUCGUAGAAAGGGUCAGUUUUAUUGCCGAUGAUUUAAAGUGUGGGCCGACGUACACUUCCACCCCCUUUGCCUCACCAACCAGCCAGAGGGCGAACGCCCCGCCUACUUUGUGCUAA
This is a messenger RNA of Cooperia oncophora, 645 nucleotides long. NCBI's taxonomy places the organism in Eukaryota, Metazoa, Nematoda, Chromadorea, Rhabditida, Trichostrongylidae. The record is from the annotation of a GenBank genome assembly.